ACAUUAUAAAUUGGGGCAUGCAAUACCACUCAGUCCUCGUAGCAUCUACAAUGGAAAACCCAGAAACAGCCAGCCCAACCUCUUCUCCAUUUGCCCCAUUAAUAGCUAACCACGAUCUUCAUCAAGAAAUCAAACAAUUACUCCCUUCUCUUCCAAGAACAAAAGGAUUACCAGCCGUUGAUCUCUGUCUAUACCAAAACUUUUGGUGCCCAGUGAUCUCCAUUCAGCCAGUCAUCUCCUUCCAAAGAAACUUCCAAGCUCAAGAUCAAGACAUCAUAAUCGCCUCCAAUCCCAAAUCCGGAUCCACCUGGCUCAAGUCUCUCAUCUUCUCCGUCGUCAACCGCUCUCAUUACACACCGUCGACCACCCCUCUCCUCACCGAGAACCCUCACGCUCUCGUCCCGUUCUUCGAGUUCGACGUCUUUGCUCAGAACCAAAUUCCUGACCUAACCACCGUUCCGUCUCCUCGGCUUUUCGGUACGCAUUUGCCUUACUCGGGUUUAUCAGAGUCCAUCAAGAAAUCCAACUGCUCCGUCGUUUAUAUCUGCCGGAACCCGUUCGACUCCGCCGUGUCGUUUUGGCACCAUGCAUGUCGAUUAGGGAAUGUUCAGUGUUCCAUGGAGGAGUAUUUUGAGAUUUACUUCAAGGGCACGUUUUGGUUCGGACCGUUUUGGGAACAUGUUUUAGGGUUUUGGAAGGCGAGUUUGGAGAAUCCGAAGAAGGUGUUGUUUUUGAAGUAUGAAGACUUGAAGGAAGACAUUGAUUUGCAAUUGAAGAGAAUUGCUGAGUUUUUAGGGUUUGGUUUUUCAGAAGAGGAAGUAAAAAAUGGAGUUGUUCAAGAAAUAGCUAAAUUGUGUAGUUUGAGUAAUUUGAAGGAUCUUGAAGUGAACAAAAAUGGAAAAUAUUUGUCUGUUUACCCUAAUAAAAAUUACUUUAGGACAGGUAAUGUGGGUGAGUCAGCUCAUUAUUUAAGCCCUUCAUUGAAGCUGCAUUUGGAAAAUCUAAUGCAAGAAAAAUUAAGUGGAUCUGGUUUAUCAUUCAAAAUUCCUGGCUAGCUAGGAGUCGAUAAACGGAAUUUGGGUCAUUGCCGACGGAUAUACCCGUCGUUAAAAGCUGUUUUCUAGUACUGUCUACUAUGUUACUUGAAUAGUUGUUAGCUAUUAGUGUGUUUCAAUUAUUAUGUAGUUUCUGUUUUCAGUUUGCUAUUAAUUAAAUGUGUGUUUAGUUUUAA
This is a messenger RNA of Mercurialis annua (annual mercury), 1231 nucleotides long. Its product is annotated as cytosolic sulfotransferase 15-like. Gene Ontology annotation, biological process: sulfation. The transcript has a single exon. Lineage: Eukaryota; Viridiplantae; Streptophyta; Magnoliopsida; Malpighiales; Euphorbiaceae. Gene Ontology annotation, cellular component: cytoplasm. Gene Ontology annotation, molecular function: sulfotransferase activity. The record is from RefSeq and is a predicted model, not a curated record. Bases 18 to 1055 code for a protein of 345 amino acids.